AUGAUGAUAGGCAGCUCUUCUGCGCAGCGCGAGUGUGAAGAGAGCAUUUCGCCUCAGAUGAGUCCCACAAGCGUGGCAAAUCCUUCGCCUGUCCCACGAAAGCGUCAACGCUCCUCCACGCCGUCCGAUGCGUUCUCAGCACCUUCUGCAAGCCUUCCCGUAGCACCCUCGGCCGAGGAUGCGGAGUGGAUUGCCGCCAGAGAGAAGUUUGCUGCCGCGCAAUGGCGGCGAGGGUGCCUGCGAUUGCCAUUUAAUGACAAGCCUUUUGUCAAGGACACGCCAAAAUCGCGACUAGGGAACCAUCCGCGUUCCAAUAAUCGGGAUGUUGUGAAGGCUGCGUGGAAUUGCCCAACGUCGACCACGGCCACUGAGACACCCUGCAUAUCCCCUAAUCCGUGGAAGUUGCUCCGUGCAGUAGAGGCGCACACCGACACGGAAAGAGCACCCGUAAUUCAACGGCUAGAUCCCAACGGGCAACGUGUUAAUGGCAGUUCGUCGGCGAGUGACCAUGAACCACCGGUACCGCUUUCUCCGCAAAAAUGGAACGCCUACUGGGAGACCUACUCGCAGUGCUGCGCAGACGAGUUGGAGGAUUUAGCCUUGCUUUUGAACGCACCCUCCACUGAUUACCGGCGCGUGCUGCUCACUUUAAUUUCGACGGCGGUGGUGACGCCGUUGCACUCUGACAGCGUCGAUGGCGUUCUACAGCAACCUUCCACGUUCGUCGGCGACGACAGCAAUGGUGGGAGAGGUCAAAAUGGACAUCAAGACAGCAGCAACACACGCAGCUCGAAAUCCAACAGCAGUAGUUCACGUAAGUUGCAAGACGUCCCACCACUCGCACCUUCCACACGGUCGGCAUCACUACCCGCUUUGAACAGCGCGGAUGAAAGAGUUGAAGACGCUCGCCGAAGCGGCUCUCGCGCUGCAUCGGUUUCUUCGUACUCGUACUCGUACUCAUCCUAUUCCUCGUAUUCGUCAUCGUCAUCGUCACUAGACGAUGACAACGCGGCCCAACCCAAUGAUACCGACACGAUGAAAUUUCCAGCCUUGUCGACGGUGUUGGACGACUUGAUCUUCGCCCACGUGCACCACUUCGGUGCAGUGGAGUGCAUCGAAACACGUCACAGCAACGUCGUCACCGGUAGGGCAGCUCACACGUUUGUCAGCGUUCAGUUCACCACCGCAGAAGCUGCCGGGUUGUUCUAUCGUUGGGCAGAUGGGCUCUCUGUGGAGAACCUUGUGCGGUCCUACUGGCGCUAUAGACGCACAUUGCGCAGCACAGAACAGCAAGCCACAUCAACCGGCGAGCGCAACUCCGUAAACGAAAGCGCCGCCACGAGGACAGAGCAACGAAGCCAUCUGCUAAGGAUGUCUCCAGAGAACACAACGGAGAACGACACAAUAAUGCAGCAACGCGCCGUGCACGAAGAUCUGUGGUGGGAGGCGUUUGUCACUCGAGUGUCCGACGCACGGUUUCAGCUCGUCGCGAAGCUUGCUCCGCACGACCCGCGUGUUCGCACCACCAGACUCCUCAUCGGCCCGAACGUGAUGAUCGCAACCCCUCUCGUAACAAGCCUCUUCACGGGUUUGUUUCACGCGACGCACGUCGAGUUCGACCGCACCUUACGCGGUUUCCUCAUCAACUUUGCCGACAUCGAUGAAUGUCGACUUGCCCUACACGCGCUGCAGUGCUCGUUGAGAGCAGUGUUUGGUAUUACACUCAGCUACCGGUGA
Molecule: messenger RNA, 1737 nt
Organism: Leptomonas pyrrhocoris
Lineage: Eukaryota; Euglenozoa; Kinetoplastea; Trypanosomatida; Trypanosomatidae
Exons: 1
Coding region: 1-1737 (578 amino acids)
Source: RefSeq, a predicted model, not a curated record